CUGUGGGAAUCCUCCACUAGCGACACACACAACACACCGACAUUGCAGGAGAGGAAGGACCCGUAGUGAUAAUCCAACAGUAACCAUUGAAUGGCGACGAGAAACGCGAGCUGCGACUCCAACAUGGUGCGGCGUCAGUGUGUUUACACUCGCGUCCGCGGCUGAAUAACUGUGUCCUGCUGAAUAAGAGGUCGUUUUCUGGCAGUGGAGCUCUUUUCUCUUGGAUAAAAUGGCAACAGGCUCUAGUUUUGCCUCUGGAGGGAGUGGAUCUAGAAAUGUACCAUCUUUCGCAGCCUCCUCAUCUUCCUCCACUGGAGUGCCAGGACAGGCUCAGCCGAUGGUGGUGGUUUGGGAAUGGCAGGAUGAUCUGGGCUACUGGAGGCCCUACACUGGACAGGUGAGCAGCUACAUCGAGCAGUGUCUCCAGCAUCAGAGAGGAGCAUCUACAUCCAGUAGCAUAUCACUGGGACCGGCUGACCCCAGCCUGGCUGCGUACAUCAUUGACAUCCCCAACCUCAAACAGUUCAGACAAGACACUGGAAAGAUACGCUCUGUACGGCAAAGCCUGUUCCCGCAGACGUCCGCCCUGGGUAGUGGUGUUCUUUGGGAAUGGGCCAAUGAUGAAGGAAGUUGGACACCGUAUGAGAUAUGGACUUCCAUUUUGCUGGAGCACAGCUACAAAGCAGGGCAGGCCAAAGCUGACCUGAGCACACAUGGUUACAACUAUAUUGUGGACCUCAGAGCUCUUGAGCAGGUCAACAAGUCCUCCAGUUACAGACGGCGCGUUAGAAGGCAGGGCAGCACACCAUAUCCCCUCACCUCCGGGUCGGUUAUUCAUUCAGGCCCAUCCUGUACCUGUCAGCAGUGCAUGAGCAACAGCAGCACUGCUGGACCCAUGCCGAGUCGAUUGCGGCAUUCCUUCAGUGCGGGACAGACCAACCUACCCAAUCUCCAGACCCAACAUGGAAGACCUCCUGGAACUAGCCCCUCUUCAGUCUACACGCCCUACCCCAGAAGACCACUCUCAGUGGGAAACCAACUAUGGAAUGGCCCCUGGGGAUCCUCCACUUCCAUGACUCAUCCUCCAGGACCACCACAGGCUUUUGGUCACCAUGCCAAUGGAUUCAGUGUUCCAACCAUCCCUUUACAACUUAACGGAUCCAGUAAUGUGAGUGCGGCACUUGCAGGCAUGGCUUCCAUUUUGAUGUCAUCUGCAGGACUGGGAGUUUGCUUCAUGACCGCCCCCUUCUCCCAGCGUGGCUCCAGCAGACCCACCAAAGCCCAGUCCAGCUCCAUUAAGAGGGCAAAGAGACAGUCCAGGACAGCCCCUCAGAAGCCAGAAGAUGUCAUUAAGAAAUACAUGGAGCAAGUGCCUGUUAUCCCGGAUGAGGACUGUACUAUCUGUAUGGAGCGUCUGGCCUGCCCGUCUGGUUAUGAGGUCCCUGCAGAGUGCUCUCAGUCUCUUCAGCCCAACACUGUGGGCAGGCUCAUGCAGUGUGGACACACAUUCCACAUGCUCUGCAUGCUGGCCAUGUACAAUAACGGAACAAAGGAUGGGAGCUUGCAGUGUCCCUCAUGUAAGACAAUAUAUGGAGAGAAGACUGGCACCCAACCCAAGGGCAAGAUGGAGACCUACUUUAUUCCUCAGUCUUUGCCUGGGCACCUGGACUGUGGCACUAGACAAAUAAUUUACAAUAUCCCACCCGGAAUACAGGGUCCGGAGCACCCAAACCCAGGACAGCCAUAUACAUGCAGAGGUUUCCCUCGAUUCUGCUUCCUUCCUGACAAUGACAAAGGCAGAAAGGUACUGGAGCUGCUGAAAGUUGCAUGGUCACGGCGUCUCAUCUUCACCGUGGGCACAUCCAGCACGACAGGGGAACCAGACACCGUUAUAUGGAACGAGAUCCACCACAAGACAGAGAUGAUGUCCAAUGUGUCUGGCCACGGAUACCCAGACCCCAACUACUUGGACAAUGUGCUCUCAGAACUGGCCUCACAGGGGGUUACAGAGGAGUGCCUAAAGCAAGACACACAAAGCCAAGAUGCCCAAGGUUCAGCAAUGUGUACUUAACAACUCCGUCUACGUUACAUAUUUGUAGAUCUAUUAAAACUUGACGAAAAUGGAAAACCGGAGUUGCUAGUUAUGCUGUGCAACAAAAGUUUUUGAUGUGUGUCAAUGCAUCUGUGUAUAUGGCUGAUGAUGUAUCAAUAGGGUUGAAUAGUUCACCCAAACAUUUAACUUCUGUUAUCAUUUGCUCACCCUCAUGUUGUUCCAAACCUGUAUGACUUUCUUUUUAAUGGAACACUAAAGGAAAUAAUUUGAAGAAUGUACUGGUCACUUUUUCCCAUGCCAUUACAAUGAAUGGGAACUGGAGGUGUUCAAGCUAUAAAAGGAUAAAUACAUAUUAGAGAUGUUAAAAUUAACACGUUAAUGCAUGAAAUUCAUUUAAAAUGUUAAUUUUUCUUUAACAUGAUUAACGCAUUAACCAAUUUGAUAGAUUCUGUCAUUUAUUCACCUCCGUGUGAGUUCUAAACACUGGUUGGAGUAGAUCUGAACCUUUUGAGAUGUGUCCUGGAACAUUAUUACACUGAUGCACACACCAUAAUCACACACAGCAAUUCAAACAAGUGAUCAAAUGAUGGAGAAAGGACCUCUUAACGCUAUUUGUUGUACAAAAUAAACUCAGGUUUGUGACAGAAAUCAAGUACUUUUCAGCCGCUGUAGGGCGCAAUUUGAUUACCACAGAAGCAUGUCAAGUCUUAACUAUCACUAAAAUGGCAAUUCUGUUGAAAUAUUACAUUACAAGGGCCAAAAGCAGAACAAGAUGUCUGCAGUGCAUUUCAUGUGGAUUUCAAAGAAGCGCUUGACGAUGACGUUGAUGCCCUGACACAAGUCACGAAUGUGGCUUCACAAUUGCUGUAGCAAAGUGGAUAGCCACAGCCUACUGGCCGAUAAAUAUUGUGGAGUAUGAGAUUUUAAGUGAUUUAAUGUUAAUUUCAAUGAAUUUGCAACCGAUGGGGACUAGUUCUCUCAAUUAGUCAACCUCCCACUUUUAAUGUGGGAAAAAAUGUUUAAUGUUAAUUGAACUGGAGCUAUUUUAGUGCAUUUCUAUCUUUAUACUGUGGAAGACUUUGUUUGGAAAAUAUUAAU
This is a messenger RNA of Xyrauchen texanus (razorback sucker), 3151 nucleotides long. It is a transcript of the gene dtx2, whose product is annotated as deltex 2, E3 ubiquitin ligase. The transcript has 11 exons. Bases 230 to 2071 code for a protein of 613 amino acids. The record is from RefSeq and is a predicted model, not a curated record. Lineage: Eukaryota; Metazoa; Chordata; Actinopteri; Cypriniformes; Catostomidae. Gene Ontology annotation, molecular function: zinc ion binding; ubiquitin protein ligase activity. Gene Ontology annotation, cellular component: nucleoplasm. Gene Ontology annotation, biological process: protein ubiquitination; Notch signaling pathway.